AUGGGAUGUCUUUUAUUUACUGUUGUACAAUCGACACAAUCGGUUAAUAAAGGUUUAAUUAUGCAUGAAGGCAGAUGUCCUCAACCACCAUUUGGCAUAAUGUGUCGUCGUAUAGUCUGUAUGCCUCAAAUGAUGGAAAGGACUUGUAACAACGAUGGUAGAUGCAAAGAAAAUGAGAAAUGUUGUCAUAUACCAUGCUCAUGUAGUAUAAAAUGUGUUGCAGUAUAA
Molecule: messenger RNA, 228 nt
Organism: Rotaria sordida
Lineage: Eukaryota; Metazoa; Rotifera; Eurotatoria; Philodinida; Philodinidae
Source: the annotation of a GenBank genome assembly